UUUAUUUAUAGGUAGCACGUACCAUUUCUAGUCCACUGUGCUUCUUCGAGUGUGUAUGUAUAGAGGAGAUCAUCGAUCGGCGAAGAUGGAGAAGCAGAAGCAGCAACCGGCGGAGAAGGAGUCGGAGGCCGGCGGCGUAGUACGUUACCGGGGAUGGAAGUCCAUGCCGUACGUCAUAGGGAACGAGACGUUCGAGAAGCUGGGGACGAUCGGGACGACGGCCAACCUGGUGGUGUACCUGACGACCGUCUACCACCUCCGCAGCGUCCACGCCGCCACCCUCCUCAACUUCUUCUCCGGCACCACCAACCUCGCCCCCGUCCUCGGCGCCUUCCUCUCCGACACCUUCCUCGGCCGCUACACCACCAUCGCCGCCGCCUCCAUCGCCUCCUUCCUCGGCAUGCUCCUCCUCACCCUCACUGCCGCCAUCCCCUCCCUGCACCCACCCCCUUGCACCUCCGCCUCCGCCUGCCAACCCCCCACGCACUCCCAGCUCGCCGCCCUCCUCGCCUCCUUCGCCUUCCUCGUCAUCGGCGCCGCCGGCAUCCGCCCCUGCAACCUCGCCUUCGGCGCCGACCAGUUCGACCCCUCCACCGACUCCGGCCGCCGCGGCAUUGCCAGCUUCUUCAACUGGUACUACUUCACCUUCACCGUCGCCAUGAUGCUCUCCGCCACCAUCAUCAUCUACCUCCAGAGCAACGUCAGCUGGGCGCUCGGCCUCGCCGUCCCCGCCGCGCUCAUGGCCCUCUCCUGCGCCCUCUUCUUCCUCGGCACCCGCCUCUACGUCCGCGUCCGCCCCGAGGGCAGCCCCUUCACCAGCUUCGCGCGUGUCCUCCUCGCCGCCGUCCGCAACCGCCGCGCCCCCGCGCCGGCCUCCCCCGACGACCUCUUCGACCCGCCGCACCAAAGCAACCUCGUCGCCAAGAUCGCCUACACAGACCAGUUCCGGUGCCUGGACAAGGCAGCGCUGGUCACGACGCCGCCAACGGCGACCCCGUGCACGGUGCAGCAGGUGGAGGAGGUGAAGUGCCUGGCGCGGGUCAUCCCGGUGUGGUCGGCGGCGAUCGUGUACUUCAUCGUCAUCACGCAUCUGGGCACGUACGUGGUGUUCCAGGCGCUGCAGAUGGACCGCCGCCUCGGCCGCUCCGGGUUCGAGGUGCCGGCGGGCUCCAUGGUCGUCUUCAACAUGAUGGCGCUGACGGUGUGGAUCCCGGUGUACGACCGCGUGGUGGUGCCGGCGCUGCGGCGGCUCACGGGGCGGGAGGGAGGCAUCACCCAGCUCCAGCGCAUCGGGGUCGGCCUGGUCAUGUCGGUGGCGACGAUGCUGGUGGCGGCGGCGGUGGAGCAGCGUCGCCGGCGGGUGGGCGCGGCCAUGUCCUUCUUCUGGCUGGUGCCGCAGCAGGUGGUGGCCGGCAUGUCGGAGGCGUUCGCGGCGAUCGGGCAGACGGAGCUGUACUACAAGCAGUUCCCGGAGAACAUGAGGAGCGUGGCGGGGGCGCUCUUCUUCCUUGGGAUCGCGGUGGCGAGCUACGCGAGCGGGUUCAUGGUGGCGGCGGUGCACCGGACGACGGGCUGGCUGGCGCAGGACCUCGACGACGGCCGCCUCGACCUCUUCUACCUGAUGGUGGCGGCCAUCGCGGCGGUCAACGUCGGCUACUUCUUCAUCUGCGCGCGCUGGUACAGGUUCAAGAACACCUCCUACUCCAUCUCCAUGGACGACGUCGAGCUGCCUGAUUAUCAGGGAAGCAGCAACACCAUAGCCUCCUCCAAGGUUUAACAAAUUAUUUAUUUAUCCAAUAUAUAUAAAUAUAUAUCUAUAUAGUUGAUACAUAUAAAUUAGUAGGAGUAUUAGAUUUACUUUUGUCCCAGCUUGUCUAGAGAAAUAAGAUACUUUUGAGACAGAGGUAAUACUAGGUAUAUGUGUAGCAUAAUACUGGGGAUGGAAUACAGGGAGAUGAGAUCGACUA
Messenger RNA from Oryza brachyantha (malo sina), 1967 nucleotides. Its product is annotated as protein NRT1/ PTR FAMILY 2.11-like. Gene Ontology annotation, biological process: transmembrane transport. The record is from RefSeq and is a predicted model, not a curated record. The transcript has 2 exons. NCBI's taxonomy places the organism in Eukaryota, Viridiplantae, Streptophyta, Magnoliopsida, Poales, Poaceae. Bases 56 to 1777 code for a protein of 573 amino acids. Gene Ontology annotation, molecular function: transmembrane transporter activity. Gene Ontology annotation, cellular component: plasma membrane.